This is a messenger RNA of Daphnia pulicaria, 2380 nucleotides long. RefSeq lists its product as uncharacterized. The record is from RefSeq and is a predicted model, not a curated record. The coding region runs from base 114 to 2063 and encodes 649 amino acids. NCBI's taxonomy places the organism in Eukaryota, Metazoa, Arthropoda, Branchiopoda, Diplostraca, Daphniidae. Gene Ontology annotation, molecular function: transcription regulator activity. The transcript is spliced from 2 exons. Gene Ontology annotation, cellular component: nucleus.
AAUUGACCAAAAAGAACAAUUUUUUGACGGUGAAUUUUUGCUCUACAACCGGCGUUUGAACAACAACAACAAGUCGACUACAUUGUUAACCUGCACACUAUUCAUUAUGCCUAAUGAAAGGGUUUGCAGAUAAGAUGACGGAUCAUCAGGCAUUGACAAACACGACAAUCACGCCUACUACUACUACCAUGGGUCUACAAGCGCAUCCUUGCAGCAACAAGCGGACAAUCGAAGGAUUGGAAGAACCGGCCGGACGGGCCCAGCAGCAUCAUUAUAAUAAUAAUAAUCACCAGCAACAACACCACCAACAACACCAACUACACAGCGGUCCAAGGGCGGCCAAACAGCAAUGCACCAUACGAGUUGGAGUCGAAGCUCCGGAUCAUUUAGCUCACACGUUGGUACCCGGCAACUGCGCCUCUGGAACGGAAUCGCUGCCCAACAACAACAACAAUUGGUAUCGAGACGUCCAGCAGCAGCCAACCGCUCCUGAUUAUGAAACGUACGUCAAUGGCUUCAACGCGGCCGAAGUCCGGGCUUCAACUCCGUACUCUGCAUCGAGCAACAACACGUACUACUCGACUGGGACGUCGACUCACUCCACCGAAAAUGUGGCCGUCCCUGCGGUCGAAUAUUCCUACGCCAACAACAACAACAACGGUUCCAACAACGAGGUCCAGUACUCGAGCCAAAAUGUUUAUCAGAACCUGACGUCCAUGCUGCCCGUCGCCAAUGGAGGCGGAGAGUCGCUGGCGGAUCGAUUCGAGCGAGUCUGCAGCAGCCCUCGUCCCUACGUCCAGUACAGCGGCCGGGAAGAGCCAGCUGGAUAUCAUUACGGCAGCAACGAGUCCGUCAGGUCAGAUGAACGUUACUGGACUUUUGGCUACACGUCGACCUGCCCCAAAAAGACUGGCGCUGGAUACGCCAAAUGCAACAACUACAACGGCGGCUACGGCGAAAACGGAUUCAAACCGACUGCCAACGGUUACCAGCAACAACAGUUGACUACCGGAGGUAGUGGGCAGACAAUCCAGCGGGAUGAAAAUGGCAAAUCCUAUUUAGAAUUGGGUGCCAAAGCGGCGGUCCAGCCAGAGUGGGUGCGUCCGCAAAUGUGGAAUCAAGCUGCCAGCCAACAUCAGCAACAACAACAACAGCAACAACAACAUUACGGUGGUGCUCCGGCUGUCAAAUCUUGUUCCAAAUGCGGCCACGUCCUUAUGAAUCCGCGAUCUCUACCCCAGCCGUGCUAUCGGCAUCAACGACUCUCAGUCCUCUCUCUCUCCAUGCUCAAACUCAACCGAUACCGGCAGUGCUCCGACCCGAGCCUCCAUCGGUCCGUUCUCAUUUGCAACACGUUGCGGCACAUUGAGGAUGAGAUGGAAAGGGAAGGAUUGGUCUGCAAUCCAUCUGCGGAGACGACGACGACAGUAGCUAACAAUUCGGCAACCAGCAACUGUGAUACGUGUUGUUGCUCUCAUUGCGGUACCGUCUUCAACAACACUGCGGCGGCGGCCAAGCCCGACAACACACCUCCGACCAUCUACAACAACACCACGACGACUAAUAGCAGCAAUGUCUACGAGAACAACACAACGUCGUCGUCGUCGGAAACGAAUUUCGUCAGCGACUAUGGGGCGACGACGAAUAGUCAGAGCAAAUCGAAUUCGGUGGUCAAUGCGGAUGAGGACGAUUCCGGAUUCGGCGAUGAAGACAGUCGAGACAUUGACUGGAGUUCCGUUUUUAGCAUGUCGACUGCGUCGGGGUUUGACGUGUCGGCCGCUGGUAAUUCCAACGCCAGUUCGUCGUCUGAUUCAUAUUUGUGCGAUUCAAACUCUUCGGAUCCGUCUCUGUUUGCUGGUGCAUCCGGUCCUGAACUUGUGAGCGAAUUGGGACUCGCCAACUGGAAGAGUAGCCAUUGUGGUUCGGCUACUAGCGGCCAUAGUGGCGUCGGUUCGUCUUGGACUAGUGAUUCUUCUUCUUCUUCUGACUUUUCGGGUGUGAGAUGGAAAAGUGAAUUGGGCGACGAACUGGAAGGCUUCGUCCACAUCUUGGUCGGUUCCUAGUAUUUCUUCUUGGCGCACGCUCUCUCUCUCUCUCUCUCUUCCACACGUUGCUCUCUCGAUUACAGUGAAAAAACUUCCAUUUGCUCAAGUGAACCAGAGAGAGAGAGAGAUGAUUCUUCAAUGAAAUCAUGUUCCGACAUACAGACAUACACCAAUAAAUGCUUUUGAAAGCAACAAACUACCCAAUUUCAGCCCUAGACAAAUCACGGACAGCUCCUCCUACUUGAGGUUAUCCUCCGAUCUGUUAUGUGUACAUAACGUGUACAAAAUAAAUUGUGUUGUAUCGAAAAUAAAUGUUCAUCAUAUUAUGUAACCAA